ACUUACAGGCUCCCGGGGCGGUGGCGGCGGGCGCUGAGCCGGCGGUGCGCGGAGCGGGCGACCGAGACGGGCGGCGCGAGCCCGCAGCCUCCCGCGCGGCGCGCCGUGACACCAUGGAGCCCGCCGUGUCGCUGGCCGUGUGCGCGCUGCUCUUUCUGCUGUGGGUGCGGGUGAAGGGGUUGGAGUUCGUGCUCAUCCACCAGCGCUGGGUGUUCGUGUGCCUCUUCCUGCUGCCGCUCUCGCUCAUCUUCGACAUCUAUUACUACGUGCGCGCCUGGGUGGUGUUCAAGCUGAGCAGCGCGCCGCGCCUGCACGAGCAGCGCGUGCGGGACAUCCAGAAGCAGGUACGGGAAUGGAAGGAACAAGGCAGCAAGACCUUCAUGUGCACAGGCCGCCCAGGCUGGCUCACCGUCUCGCUGAGGGUUGGAAAGUACAAGAAGACUCACAAGAACAUCAUGAUCAACCUGAUGGACAUUCUGGAGGUGGACACCAAGAAACAGAUUGUACGAGUGGAGCCAUUGGUGUCUAUGGGUCAGGUGACGGCCCUGCUGAACUCCAUUGGCUGGACCCUGCCUGUGCUGCCUGAGCUGGAUGACCUCACAGUGGGGGGCCUGAUCAUGGGCACGGGCAUCGAGUCAUCGUCACACAAGUAUGGCCUGUUCCAACACAUCUGCACGGCAUACGAGCUGAUCCUGGCAGACGGAAGCUUUGUGCGCUGCACGCCGUCUGAAAACUCGGACCUGUUCUAUGCCGUGCCCUGGUCCUGUGGGACGCUGGGCUUCCUGGUGGCUGCCGAGAUCCGUAUCAUCCCUGCCAAGAAGUAUGUCAAGCUUCGGUUCAAGCCAGUGCGGGGCCUGGAGGCCAUCUGUGAAAAAUUCACCCAGGAGUCCCAGCGGCUAGAGAACCACUUCGUGGAAGGGUUGCUGUACUCCCUAGAUGAGGCUGUCAUCAUGACAGGGGUCAUGACGGAUGACGUAGAACCCAGCAAGCUGAACAGCAUUGGCAACUACUACAAGCCGUGGUUCUUCAAGCACGUGGAGAACUACCUGAAGACAGACCGUGAGGGCCUGGAGUACAUUCCCCUGAGGCACUACUACCACCGCCACACGCGCAGCAUCUUCUGGGAGCUCCAGGACAUCAUCCCUUUUGGCAACAACCCCAUCUUCCGCUACCUCUUUGGCUGGAUGGUGCCUCCCAAGAUCUCCCUGCUGAAGCUGACCCAGGGCGAGACCCUCCGCAAGCUGUACGAACAGCACCACGUGGUGCAGGACAUGCUGGUGCCCAUGAAGUGCCUGUCUCAGGCCCUGCAUACCUUCCAAAACGACAUCCACGUCUACCCCAUCUGGCUGUGCCCGUUCAUCCUGCCCAGCCAGCCUGGACUGGUGCAUCCCAAGGGGGAUGAGACUGAGCUCUAUGUGGACAUUGGGGCGUACGGAGAGCCGCGUGUGAAGCACUUCGAGGCCAGGUCCUGCAUGAGGCAGCUGGAGAAGUUUGUGCGGAGCGUGCAUGGGUUCCAGAUGUUAUACGCUGACUGCUAUAUGAACCGCGAGGAAUUCUGGGAGAUGUUCGACGGCUCCUUGUACCACAAGCUGCGGAAGCAGCUUGGCUGCCAGGACGCUUUCCCUGAGGUGUAUGACAAGAUCUGCAAGGCUGCCAGGCACUGAGCGGGGAACCUGGGGGGCCAGAUGCAUGGAAAUGGGCGUGUUCUCCCUCGCUCCAGCUUCUCUGCUUUCCCAGAUUUCAGAAACAAACCCCUCCAGGAAUCCCCGAGGCAGCCCGAUGGCCUCCAGGGCAGCUCAGGCAAGUGGAAGCACGUGGGAUUCAGAGUCAGACAGGCCUGAGUCCCGGUCCCAGGUUCGCCACUCGUUAACUGUGUGACUCUUGACUCCGGGCCAGUCGUUUGGCCCCUGUGUGCCCCUGCAGAAGGAGGUAAAAAAUACCUACCUGAGGGACGUCACCCGCAUGAAGGGCCCGCUAUCAGGGAGGGCCUUCGUAAGUGGUAGCGAGCACCAUGCUUCCUUUCAGCCUCACACCUGACUCAUGCUUUGGAUUCGACAGCUGAGUCCAGAAAGGCUCCCCACAGGUCACCUGGACACAGGUUUGGCUGGCACAAUGGAGGGGAUGCCUUGGAGGUUCACCUGCAUUGCCUGCACCAGCCACAGGAGCCCUUCAUGGGGGCAAAAGAGGAUCCUCCUUCCCCUGGGACUCGGGGUCCAUGGGACGGGCAGGCUGGCCCAGGAUGUGCUGUGCCAAAGCCAGGUCCAGUCCAAAGUUCUCUCUGCCAUCUUUGGGCCAUCCUGCCCCUUCUUCCUGUGUGCUCAGGCCCACGGGCUGCCCCAGCCGUCACUGAGCCCGCUCGGAACUGUUCCUGGAAAAGGCAUCUCAAGAUGGGAAGCCUGGCCUUCCCGGGCUUUUCUUUCUUGACUCCCACCCGCCAGGCCUCCUUUAGAAUCCACUGAGUCACAAUGGGGGCACACGCUCAUGACCGCGUCACAUAGGGGUGGUUCCCACUGAGUGAGGAUGGGACAACCGUCCUGUGCUACUGUGAGCACCCUCCCUGGGCUUGCAAGGAAAGCACCCAGGGUCACUCAUUCUCAUUCCCCCCGUUUUGUCCCCCCUCCCCUGGCUCUAGUUAAUUUCAGUGCCUUACAAAUCCUAAGCUCAGAGAAAGUUAGCUCCAUUUCCGUUCCCGAGGGAGGGGCCUCUGAGGUCCUCCUGCCUUGUUAAUGAAGCGUGGUUGGUUCUUCGGCCCCACCUUCAGAACUGCCUGGCCCGGCUGAAAACCCAGAUCUGCAGGGGAACCGAGUUCUGGAAGGGAAGCCAGAAUUCGAGAGCCAAGCUGGUCGCAAUCUCCCCUCCUCCGUACCCUCCCCCUUCCCCAAGCUGCAGUUUUCUCAGCUGUCACAUUGGAACAUAGAGCUCCUGAAGCCUUUCUAUCUUAAGACAGUAGGUUAGGAAAGCCUCGCGUUAGACGUUGGGGGGACAUAAAUGAUCCAGGUGACGGUUGGGGGCUGUCCAUCAUCCAUGGUCCUUCCUUCCACCACCAAGCCAGCUCCCAUGCCAUUUUUCAUCCGUCUGGCAAAGGCCAGAACCCCUAGGGUCAUGUUUUAAUUGAAGGAUGCUCACUGAGGCCGCUGAGGUCUUGCCACACUGAGAAGUGCCGCUAUGGUCCUGUGGAGGCUGGUGCGGGUGUGGCUGUUGGGAGGCCAAGGAAUCACCGCAUCCAUUGGCCUGUGAAGCAAAUAACCUCACCUUGUUGUCUGAACAGUAUGCAUUCCUGGCACGUGCUCUCCUGGUGGUCCGUGAGCACCCUUGCUCUUGCAGACUGAUGACUCUGCUUUCGGCAGAUGAAUGGUCAGUUCGAGCUAGGUUAGUUAGUGUGAUGUCUAAAGCGCCAUCAUCCUGCCAGUCAGGCCUCCAUCCCAAAGCCACUAGGGCUAGGGCAGUGAUGCCAACAACCUGUGUCACCCUAAAUAACCAAAAUCCAGCCCUCCACAGGUACUCCUUAGGACCUGGGAAGGGAAGGGAUUUUGAAUCACAUUAACCUCAGGUUAGUGUUUGGCUCCGGUAAUAUCUCGCCUGGAAAGCGGCCAUCUUCCAAGCAUGGUGAACUGGGUCCCAGCUUUGUCUCAUAGCCAAGCACGCAGUGGCUUGGAGUCACUUUGCCACUGUAGGACAGUGCAUGUGGGAAGUCAACACAAGCCUCUUCCCUCCAUGGCUCUGGUUUCUUGGCUGCAUGAAGGUUUUCUGUAAAAUCAGAGUUGCAGCCACCAUCUUUGACUAGACAGCUGAAUUGGCUAUUACUGAAACGGAACAGGAGGAUGGGUGUGGCAGAGUGCUGUGUGAUUUUUUUUUUUUAAUUUGGUCAUGGGGACCAAGGAGAAGGCAUGAAUCCUCUUAUAAGGCUCUCGCAGCAUCAGGCACCGUGCCUCCUCCAGAACACAUGUCCCUGUGGCUCUGGGGCCACCACUAUGUAAAAAUAAAGUAUGGCCUGGAA
Meriones unguiculatus (Mongolian gerbil) is the source of this 3997-nucleotide messenger RNA. It is a transcript of the gene Dhcr24, whose product is annotated as 24-dehydrocholesterol reductase. The record is from RefSeq and is a predicted model, not a curated record. NCBI's taxonomy places the organism in Eukaryota, Metazoa, Chordata, Mammalia, Rodentia, Muridae. Gene Ontology annotation, cellular component: membrane; cytoplasm. The coding region runs from base 114 to 1664 and encodes 516 amino acids. The transcript has 9 exons. Gene Ontology annotation, biological process: steroid metabolic process. Gene Ontology annotation, molecular function: Delta24(24-1) sterol reductase activity; FAD binding.